AUGUUGCGCAUUCGGUCGAGCAGACCCAGCUCCUCAUACGGUGACGGCGACGACAACGUCUUCACCACCGCGACCCAGACCAGCUUCCAGAACGCGAACGACAUUCUACACUCCACUCCUCAGCAACAGCAUACCGACGACGCGCACGCAUUGCCGCUCCACUACAACCAGCAUCCCCACAUAUACGACCAAGACACGCAGGGCAGUGCAGACAUGUCAAUCGAGCUGGGGCGCGGUGUGAAGAGAAGUGCACAGCAACAGGACCAAGACCUCUCCUCCAACGCCAUCUUCAACGUUGGGAACGACAACAGCCAGCACGACUUUCUAGACACCCCCCCAUCUCGUCCGCGCAACGCCCAGCGCAAGUCGGAUGGCACCCUUCGCAAGGAGGCCUCGAUCCGCCGCGCUACCGAGUCUGCCCGCGCUAAUGAUACCAUGAAGCGAUCGACCGCUGGAACACGACGAGCUGUGUCUGAGUCUCAAGCCAGGAAAGGCGCUGACGUAGAACCGGCGCAAGAGACUGCAACGGCAACGGUGAUGGGAACGCGCUUUUCCCAGCGUGUGUCUUCAUCCUACAACAUUCCCACUCGCUACACUGCAACGAUGGGCCUAGCUUCUGCGCACAGUACUCCAAGACGACAGGCUGCUGGAAAUGCCACUGUCCAAUCGACCACCAACUCUGUCAACCACUCUUUUAUGCUCCCAGAUGUUGCGAACAUCACAGAAUUAAUAUCUGGGCCAAGAGCGAAUGGCACUCCAUUGGUUCGGCAGACUGCUACUACGCGCUCCCGUUUCUUGUCGACAUCAUACAGGGGAGAGUCGCAGACACAGACUCAUUGGCCUGUGACAGCAGUGGGCUUGCCGGAAGAUGAAAAAGCCAUUUUCGCUUCUCUCCAGAUGCUGCAUGAUAGAGUCAAUCAGCUCGAACAGGAGAAGAACGAGGCACAGAAGCACAUUGAGGAAUAUGAGCGGGAGGUCAUUGAGCUUCGGAGCCAACUGCAGGUAGUCGAUGGCCGAGCAGACAGCGGACUUGGUUCUGAAGAAGACAACAGGGAAAUGAACUUUGUUGCUGCACAGAAGGCUAAGCUCCAGGCCAAGCUCAAGGCUGCCGAAGACAGACUGGAGCGAUCCGAGCGCAAGGCAAGCGUUUCUAACAUAACCGUAACUCGUGUCACCAAGGAGCGGGAUAUCUUGCUCAGUCAGCUAGCGACAGCUUACUUCAAGAAUGAAGUGCUCGAGGAGGAGAACGAGGCCUUUCGCGAGAGCCUCGGUGAGUUGCGAACUGCAAAUGAAGACUUGAGAGCUCGGGUGCGAGAAUUGGAGGAUGAGAAGGCCCUACUGCGCACUGAACUUCCCUCGCAGAGCGCGUCAGACAAGCACGAGAAAGGUGCAGCCAGGCGUCGAACUUCAUCGAAACAAAUGAACGACAGACCCGACGAUAUUUCGGAUGGCAUAGAUCUUGGCUACAAAGCAUUCGGUGAAGAGCAGCCAAGGCGUCAAUGUGAGCUCGACAGGACCGGUAGCAAAAACGAUCAACUCGGAGAGACUAUAGUGCAAGAGCUCGCCUCGCGAACGGAACAAGAGAUACAAAAGCACAGAGAUGCCCGAAUGGCCGAACGAGCACAGAAUAAAGCCCAGCGUCCGUCGACUGCGCGCUCACGGUCUCAUUCACGGCGGAGAACGAGCUUGAUUGAAACCGAUGGUCUGCGUCGACAAACUCCAGCUCCUGUUGAGAUAGAGCGAACAAAGUCGUUCUCUGUCGGAAAUGAUACCAGCACGCGAAAGUCUUCUCUUUCAACGAGGUUAACCGAGCAAUUCGAACAUGAUCUCACAGUCCUGAGUGACCUGGAUCCCCUCGAUGUUGCGCGCUUACGGAGAAAGCUGGAGGAAGAACUGCAGGCAAAGCAUUGUGGAAUCAGCGAACAGGUCCGUGUCCAUGAGGAGACUGCUGUUACUGGAUACUCAACAUCCCAUCGCUCGCUUUCCCGAAAACCCUCGCUCAAAGACACCACAGCCACCGUAGGUCGUCUCGAUCUUGGAGACGACUCAAUCGACGACAUUCUGAAAGUGACGAAAUCCGUCCGCGUGCAAUCGCCUCACACAUCAGACGAGAUCUCACAUUCCGACGAUCACACUGUGAACCUGGAACACAUCUCAUCUCUGAGCAAUAUCAGCCGCCGCAGGAGACGCACUGCUAGCGCAGACGGGAUGACAUCCGCCUUCAUUCUACCCGAUAUCGACUUGAACACGAGCAGUUCGCUACCCACCAGCUCCAGAAGUAAAUGUAUUCAGCAUCGAGCCAGCCAGUGUACCGCAUGUGAUCACGAGGAUACUCAGGUCGACAUUCCAACGCCGGUGCCAGUCACUGAGCGCGAAGACAUAGCUGACACGACCAAUGCUACUGUCAGACCAUCGCAACCUCCCGCUGAAGCACUUGCAAAGGUCAUCAAGAAUCUUGAGGAUGAGAUCAAGCACCUCAAGCUCAGACGCGAUGCCAAGAAUCGCAUCUACAAUCAGCAUGAACCAGCGCUGGCGAGACGAAAGCGAGUUGCUGUCAAAGAAUCGAUUGAUGCUCUGACUGCAGAAAUUGAGAGAAAGAGUGACCAGGUCUAUGCACUGUACGACGUUCUCGAGGGUCAGAGGGACUCCACGUCAGGCAAGGGAGACCCUGAAGUGAAGGAUAUCGAUGUUGAAGAGACUCUGCAGAGCCUUGCCAUUGAUCCGGCGGAUCUUUCUGGGAGAGUGGGAAGAAAGGCUCCAGUAGGUCUGGAUGGCCUGGAUGAUCUGAGUGAUGACAGCGAGUUGCCAUUCGAGGGGUUUAGCGAGGUGGAAAGCGAGGUAGGGGGAAACAAGUGA
Molecule: messenger RNA, 2856 nt
Organism: Pseudocercospora fijiensis CIRAD86
Lineage: Eukaryota; Fungi; Ascomycota; Dothideomycetes; Mycosphaerellales; Mycosphaerellaceae
Exons: 1
Coding region: 1-2856 (951 amino acids)
Molecular function (GO): microtubule binding
Source: RefSeq, a predicted model, not a curated record